AUCAUUCGCGAGAUAAUCUUGCAUCGGAGUUGACUUAACUGGCGCCUUCAUAAUCGCUUAAAUAACUUCUGUUACCAAACACUCGGUGGGGUCUAACCACAAAAUAGACACAUUGAAUAACGUUGUCGUCAUGGACUCGAGUUCCGACGAAGAAAUCGGGGAACCGGAAGAAGAAUUAAAAUAUAAAAGAGAGCAAAAAAUACUAAACAAUGGUGUGUUACACAUCCAGCAGCCUGAAGAAAAUCCAUGUUCUUCAAAAACGCAGACAGAUCUCACAACGGUAGAUACCCCAGACAAACAAGUUAAAAAUCUAACUGAGGAAACUACGUGUGGACAGAUAGAUGCAGAAACAACAAAUAAGUCUUUUCUAGAAAAGACUUUUAAGAAAAGAUCUGGAACAACGGAUAAAGGUAGAAAAUACGAAAAUAUGGUUGUGGCUAACUUGGUACUACAAACGCUAAAUGACACUAAAAUAACCGAUUUCAACAUUUCGUCGGAUAACGAAAAUUUUGGCGACUUCGACGACGUAGUCGUAGAAAUUGAGACAGAUCGCGGUAUUGACACAAAAGCAAUCCAACUAAAACUUAGCGGUGAAGGAAAUUUACCUAUAAACAGACUGAAAAGCAAAACUGGAGACUUUAGCAUAAAAAAAUACUUCAACUCUUUCCUAAAGAUAAAGGACAAACGGUCGCAAUUUAUUUUAUUCACGAACCAGAGACUUGCAAUUUUGGACGAAACACAACUUCAACUAGAAGGAGAAGAAUUUUCUGUGAAACCGACUAAAGUGUCAUUUUCUGAAGACAGUUUCGACGGUUUAAGAAUUUCCGAAAAUGUAAAUUACUAUCGGACAUUUCAAGUCGUAGAGGACGAAUGGACCGAACAAAAUUCGGAAAACAUUCAGCAGUACCAAACCUUCUUUGACCGCUUUCGACUUUACACUAACCAAGAGAAAUUGGAAACUCUGACAGAGUCGACAAUGAAUAAAUUUACGAAGAUGUUCUGUUCUAAUGAAGAAGUAUUCAAUUUUUACGUUAAAUUCAUAUCGGAUUGGAGCUUAAAAAAUGGACGAAAAGAAAAAUUAACCAAAAAGUUUAUGCAACGUGCGAUUGCGCUUCAUUUACUUUCUUCACACAUUGAACCUCUUGAUUUUGGUUCAGUAAGCGACAAAAUGAAACUCCUUGGAGAUGCUAUUUGUCUGUUCGACAUUACGCUGUUGGACAAAGAUGUUAGCAACGCAGUUAAAACAUUGUGGGGCGACUUGGCUAAAAAUGUUGACCUAGACGAACUAAACAAAGUUCGGUCACGAUAUUCUCUUUCGUCGGUUAGUAUAACUACUAUCGAUGAUGUGGACCCCAAAUUGUUGUCGCAGUUGUUAUGGUUGAUGGACAAAUGCCCCUUAAUUGUAAAAGAACACAAAAAUAUCGAAAAAGCCAUUCAGCUAUGUCCAGAUGCAACAUUUAUUAUACUCGGCGACGGAAAACCUAGAGAAUGGAUGAAAGAUCGUUCCGUAUUUCAAAGCUUGUCGGAUUUAGAGUCAAAUUUUGAAAAAGUGCUUCAAGAUUUCGCCAUUUCGGUGCAAGGAAAAGAGGAAAUUAAGUUGGAAACUGCUUUCAAACAAAACGAAGAAUUCGUAAAGCACGUGAGUGUGAACAAACUUGUAGAAAUGUCAACUGGUCCAUGCUAUAUAAAUGGACAAAAGGAAACUUUUCCGAAUCUUUAUAUCGAAAGAUAUUUGUCGGUCAAUAUCAUCGAUGUUAAAUAUUUGGAACAUAUUAAUCAAAACACUGUUGUCAUUGUGAACUGCCAAGAAAAUUCGGAGAUUUUUAAGAUAUCUAAAAAGCAUAAAGAUUCCAAAAUUUCUCACGCUCCAAUUAUAAUCAGCAAAAACAAAUGUAGCGAGUCUGAAUUUCAAAAAAUAAGUUCCAAAAUUCCGGAUACCAAAACAGUACAUUAUUUUAAAUUUCGUAGUAAUAAUAAUUUAGAGUGGAUUCGAAGUAGAGGUGACAUUAGUGAAUUGCGAAACUAUAAGUUGAGUAAUCAUUCCAAAAACGAAAAAGAAUUUUGGUCUUUCGGGUUCAACAACAACAUUAAUGUAAUAACGGGCGAUCCUGGAAUGGGUAAAACUGAGUUAACGAAAAGUUUAAAAAACAACUGUUGUUCUAAAUACUGGACGGUGAUUAUAAAUCCUCAAGAUGUUAAUUCAUUGUCUAAAACUUUACAAACUUGUGACGCAUCAGAUUACUUAAAUCGGUUCGAAUCAUUUAUCUUAAACGAAAAAUAUCGACACCUUGAACAGUUCGAUCGAGAAUUUUUCAAACUGUGUUUGGGGCAAAACAACGUCGUUUACGUGUGGGACGCUCUCGACGAAAUUCUAACCAAAAAUUUGGACGCUGCGUCAAACUUGAUUCUUCUAUUAUCACAAAACGGUUGCAUUCAGUGGGUUACCGCAAGACAACACUUGAAGCCGUUUCUUGAAGACAAAUUUAACGUAAUGUCGAUGAGUAUUAACCAGUUUAGUGAGACCGAACAAGAAGAUUACAUUAGAGAGCGUCUGUCGCAUUUUAUUUCGUCUAUCGACAUGAAAAAAACGAUCGAGAAAAUUAAAUCCUUGUUUGCGUUCACAAAACACGUGGAUAUUUUGGGGAUUCCGCUUCAGAUAUUUAUGCUCACGGAGAUAUUCCGCCAAAAUAAAGAAUCAUAUUUGGAAUUAUUGAACAACAAGCUUCUCUUGACUGAUUUGUAUCGUUAUUUUAUUGACGGGAAGUUUAGUUUCUUUUUUGGAGGCAAAGUGCCAGUAAACUGUGAUUACUGGAAAGCAGAAGUCGAGAAAAAGAAAGAGGAAAAACUAAAGCGGUAUGAAAAAAUCGCGCUUGAAUUAAUAUUCCCUGACGAGAUUUUGAAAGAAUUAAAGAUCGACUGUUCACAAGAUUUAGAUUUAGUUUCUGAAGAUUUUGCAACUGUUGGUGUUGUCACUGGAUUACAAAACGGCAUUCCGCAAUUCGUGCACGUUUCCUUUGCUGAGUAUUUUGUUGCCUUGUAUUUGUCUAAAAAUUUCGAAAAGACACGCAGAGACGUAUUUUUUGAUCAAAAGUACAAUAACGUACGGUUUUUCUUUGACAUGUUAGUUGGUCAAAAAUCACCAGUGCACAUCGCGGUUUUGUACAGAAAUUUUGAACAACUAAAGAGUUAUAACGACGAAAUAAUAAAUCGUAAAGACGACUGUGGAAGAAGUGCCUUACAUCUCAUUUGUUCUUGGGGACAAAGACAUCCACGUUUGACAGUUCACAAAAGAAAUGAUGUUUACGUAAUCAAAGACGGUUAUGGGGGGUUUCGCGAUUUACUCGAAACGGGAGAAUACUUAGAAGCGUUGCAAUUUUUGUUAAACAAAUGCGACAUUUCAGAAAAAGAUUUAUUAUUUAAAAUCACACCCAUAGAAUGUUCUCGAGAAAGCGCGAGUUUGGGGGCAGAACUGGAAUUAUUACAAUCAAGAAAAUUGCAAUUCCCGCAACGCUAUAACAACAGCGAUAGAAUCAAUAUAAUAUAUUAUUCCGCUCAGUUCGGGUACGACGAAGCCAUUAAAUUAGUUAUUCCAGAAAGUGUUCGCUCGUUGUACAAACAAGUUAAUUUUUUUGCUGAAUACAGCUACGAAAGUCUCUUGUCAACGGCUUUCCAAAACGGCUACUUAACAGUUCCUGAGUACUUAGUCCAGUGCGGCGGCAAAGUCAAUCGUGAUAUUUACGACUGCGAGACGCCGCUUUACGCGGCUUCCUCGAAGGGCUACGACAAAGUCGUCAAAGUCCUGGUGAAAUGCGGUGCCGAGAUCAAUGUUCCUGAUAAUUUUGGUCGGACACCGCUCUACGCUGCUUCUUCAAACGGCCACGAAAAAAUUGUCAAUUACCUAGUGAAACGCGGAGCCGAAGUCAAUGGCGCCAAUUAUUGCGGUGAAACACCCCUCGGCGCGGCUUCCAGGAAGGGCUACGGAAAAAUCGUUCAAUUGCUAGUGAGAUCCGGAGCCAAAAUCAGUCAGACACCGAUUUACUUGAUAGCUUGUUUGAACGUCACGGAAAGAACUGGCGAAUACCUAGCCGAAAUGAGACGUCGUCGAACACCGCGUGACGAAGAAACUGUAGACUUCCUGGUGAAAGGCGAACCAGAAACAAAUCACGUUGUUAUUACUUAGAGGUUAUUAAUAGUAUGUUAGUAUAUUUGAAAUAAAUAUGUUUCUUUGUU
Molecule: messenger RNA, 4230 nt
Organism: Zophobas morio
Lineage: Eukaryota; Metazoa; Arthropoda; Insecta; Coleoptera; Tenebrionidae
Exons: 4
Coding region: 131-4180 (1349 amino acids)
Molecular function (GO): protein binding
Source: RefSeq, a predicted model, not a curated record